Vicia faba (fava bean) is the source of this 1374-nucleotide messenger RNA. The record is from the annotation of a GenBank genome assembly. Lineage: Eukaryota; Viridiplantae; Streptophyta; Magnoliopsida; Fabales; Fabaceae.
AUGUACAAAAACAAGCUUCAAGAGCUCUGUCAGAAGAAAUCAUGGACUUUACCGGUGUACGAUACCGCAAGAGACGGACCACCGCACAGUCCUCUUUUCACGACUACCGUUACCGUCAAUUCCGUCCCUUUCACUUCAUUAACGCCGUCGCGAACCUCCAAGUUAUCCCAAAACGACGCUGCAAUGCUUGCGUUUAAUCACUUCUCCGAACAGAACCCUAUUUCUGCGCCUUUUCUUCCUAAUCUCUCUUCUUUUCCUCAACCUAGCUUCGCAGCGCCUCUCAAUGCACUACCUCUGCAAGGUUCACCUGUUCUCAGCCCUGAUGUUGGCAACACACUUCCCACCAACAGAGUGUUGCAACCAAGUUCUGAACCAGCAUGCCAAACUUCUCAAAUCAAUAGCCCUGUCGCAACUGUUACAGAUGCCCCGAAGGAACAAGACCUGAAAAUUAUGGUUCAUUUGUACAAGAAUCAGCUCCAAAAUUACGCUCAAAAGAGAAACUUAAGUCUUCCGGAGUAUGCUCCUGAGUGGGAGGGUCCACCUCAUGCUAUGCGUUUCAAGUGCAAAGUUACAAUUAAUGGACAGACCUUCCAGAGUCCUCAGUUCUAUUCUACAUUGAAGGAAGCUGAACAUGCAGCAGCUGAAGUUGCUUUUAAAUCAUUAUCACCAAGCGGAGUUCAAGAGGAGGAACUUGGGGUAUACAAGAAUCUUUUGCAAGAGUUAGUUCAAAAGCAAGGAUUUCAAUUGCCUGUAUAUAGUACCAAUAAAUCUGGCGAGGCUCACAAGCCUAUAUUUACCUCGCAAGUGGAGGUAGAAGGGGCGGUAUUUACAGGUCAGGAAUCAAAAUCCAAGAAGCAAGCAGAGAUGACUGCAGCCAAGGUUGCUUAUACAACUUUGAGAAAACGUAAAGCUCAUGAUGGACAAGCUCCUGUGUUUUCACCUAACUGCUCAAAGGAAAAUGUCAUGACUGGUUUGCAACACCCUUCUAAUGGAGAAACAUCUGUAAGCCCUGGAUUAGUCAUUCAGAAUCCACCUAACCCUUCUAAUGGAGAAACAUCUGUAAGCUCUGGAUUAGUCAUUCAGAAUCCACCUAACAUAGAUAACGUGGAGAAAAAACCGCCUUCAUCUGGAAAUAUAAACGGCUUCUCAAUAGUUUCUUCCUCAACAGAGUGCAAGCCUAUUCCUUCAUUCUUCGACCGUGACAAUGUUGAUGUUGGGACAAGUAAUAUGUCAACUGCAGUAGACGACAGCACCCCUUCGCGCCCAAGAAAGGUCAUUGUUUAUUCAAAAAAGACAAAUGUUGAUGUUGAAAAUGGUGGCGCUUUGAUGCAGAUCAGCGAUGACAAGUGGGCUGCUUACUCCUAUUCUUGCUGA